Zonotrichia leucophrys gambelii is the source of this 1694-nucleotide messenger RNA. It is a transcript of the gene HPCAL4, whose product is annotated as hippocalcin like 4. Bases 135 to 710 code for a protein of 191 amino acids. Gene Ontology annotation, molecular function: calcium ion binding. The transcript has 4 exons. The record is from RefSeq and is a predicted model, not a curated record. NCBI's taxonomy places the organism in Eukaryota, Metazoa, Chordata, Aves, Passeriformes, Passerellidae.
GCGGCUACAAGAGGGGCGGGAGCGGCGCGGGCAGAGCCGGCGGCUGGACCGCGGCCCCUCCGGUACCGGCACCGGCUCCGCGCCCCGCCCGGCCCCGCCGAGCCCGCCUGCCCGCGCUCAGCACAGGGGCAGCCAUGGGCAAGCACAGCAGCAAGCUGGCGCCGGAGAUGCUGGAUGACCUGGUGAGGAGCACGGAGUUCAGCGAGCAGGAGCUGAAGCAGUGGUACAAGGGCUUCCUCAAGGACUGCCCCACCGGCAUCCUCAACCUGGAGGAGUUCCAGCAGCUCUACAUCAAGUUUUUCCCCUAUGGAGACGCCUCCAAGUUUGCCCAGCACGCGUUCCGCACCUUCGACAAGAACGGGGACGGCACCAUCGACUUCAGGGAGUUCAUCUGUGCCCUGUCUGUCACCUCCAGGGGCACCUUCGAGCAGAAACUCAACUGGGCCUUCGAGAUGUACGACCUGGACGGGGACGGGAAGAUCACGCGCCUGGAGAUGCUGGAGAUCAUUGAGGCCAUUUACAAGAUGGUGGGGACUGUGAUCAUGAUGAGGAUGAACCAGGACGGGCUGACACCCCAGCAGCGAGUGGACAAGAUCUUCACAAAGAUGGACAAGGACAAGGAUGACCAGAUCUCCCUGGAGGAGUUCAAGGAGGCCGCCAAGAGCGACCCCUCCAUCGUCCUGCUGCUGCAGUGUGACAUGCAGAAAUAGAGAGAGCCCUGGGGCUCAGGGCUGGACUUGGCUGCAGCCAAACUCUGCCCCUGUGAUGGUUUCAAUCCCUGUUUUUUCCCCCAUUUGGCCCCAGGCAUGAGCCACAUUCCAUCCCUGCUGCUGCCCCUGCUCCGGCUGCAUCCUGGGCAGUUCCACAUCCACAAGGUCAGAGCCUGCUCUGAGCAUUGCCAGCCCUCUCCCAGCCUGGAGAUGGGUGCCCUGCAGCCCCUGGUGUGUCCUGGCUGAGCAGGGCCAGCUGUUCCCACAUCCCUGCUGCUUUCUCCCUGCUUUCCCCCACUGCCCCAUUCCCUGAUCCUAACUCAGACCGCCUCUGUCCCAUUUCUGCUGUUUUCUCCUCAUUUCUUGGCUUGUGAUGCCUCCAGGGAGGCUGAAAAGCCCCAAGUCCUGCUCCUGGUCCUUCCUUCACUGGGAAUUCCCUGGAAAGCUGCCUGGGCAGGGUCUGGCACCAGCUUUAGCUCUUCCACCUCUGUUUUUACACUGGGAACAGCCAGGCUUGGUCAGGACACUCCAGCAGAGAACAGAAGUGUCCAAAGCCAGCCCUGGAUGUCCCAUCCCUGCAGCCACCCUCCAUCCCAUCAGGUGGGUGAUGUCCCCAGCUGCCCUGGGUGCUCUGUGGCAUUUCUGACCCUCCUGGGGAUGGAGGUGAGGCAGGCUCAGGAGUGUGGCUGUGGAAGGCAGGUCCUGGUGCUGCUCCUGGGUGUGUGGCCCUGCUGACUGGGGGCUUUGGGCAGGUGUGGAUGGGUCCUGUCCCUGCUGAGCUUCCUGGAAAAGCUCUGAGGCCACAAAAACCAAAUCUGUCUCCUUCCUCCCCCCUUCCCAGCCUGCUGCACCCACCCCUCCUGCCCCAGGUUGGUGUUUAGUCUGCACAUUGUGGUGUUGGUGGCUGUGGUGUCUGUUAGGAGGUGGUGAAGUCCUUACUUAUUUUUUUAAUGGACAAAUAAACUGUCCCCUGUGUGUGGUGUC